CCGAAGUCAAGAAGGCGUCCCUCCAUUCACGUAACAAAAUUGCGUUCAGAAACAGGUUACUUACGCGGGUUUUCUUAGCGUUUCUGACGAGCAAGGCGUUCCCAGGCCCACGCUGAAUACGACGUCUGGAUAAGUUUGUUUAAAUGCAAACGCCUCUGAGGCCAACCGCACGCGGCGAUCGCCACCUUGCCUUACACAGAUGCGCGGCCUCGCAUGUACCCUUUAUGCGCCCAGCUGUUCAGAUUUCGUCAUGUAUCGGUAAAGCUAUUUUUACGUUGCCAAUGAGAGCAGAAGUCGCGUGGAGCAGCGAUUCCGCGACUUCCUCUUUGAGGCGAGCACGGCCUGCGUUCGCGCGAUGUGCCAUCGCACGUGACAUUCAUGAUCUGCCGCCGUCUGCGCCAGCCAGCUCUGCACAGUUGCAAUCCAAUUUGGUCAAGAAGAAUAUGUACAGAGGCACAAAGCGUUUUUCCGUUCGAGCGGUUUCCGAAAAAGUUGGUGCAGUUCUUAAGGGCCAUUUUGUCAAGAACAGCUCGGUAAGUUCGGGUGUGAGCUCAAGGACAGCUUGCUCUGCAGCAGACAGCGCAUCGUGCGAUUUUUUUGCGCAAUGUACUACAACGGCAGCGUUCGCAACCGUUUUCGCGGAAUUGAGUGGCAAUCUUGUUUUCAUGUGCGCGUUCUGGUCUUGGUUGACUGCCCAGACCAUGAAAUAUUUUACUGCUUUCUAUAGGGAAGGCAAAUGGGACUGGCGGGUCAUGUUUGAUUCCGGCGGCAUGCCGUCAUCACAUACAUCGCUUGUCGUUGGCCUCACAACCGCGAUAGCGUACCAGUAUGGUCUCGGGUCUACGUUAUUCCCACUCAGCCUUGCCUUCAGCCUCAUAGUCAUGUAUGACGCAGCCGGCGUCCGGCGUCAUGCCGGGAAACAAGCAGAGGUCUUGAACAAAAUCUUGGAGGACAUGUUUCACGGCGAAUCAAUAAGCGAACGCAAACUAAAAGAGGUCUUAGGACAUUCACCUUUGCAAGUCAUGGCAGGAGCUGUGCUCGGUGUGUUUGUUGCUGUACUGUAUGCUUAUCAAUAUGGUUCUGGCUAUGCAGCACUUUCUUGAACAUCUACCUCAUACAUAUACGAAGGUCCUCU
Micromonas commoda is the source of this 1135-nucleotide messenger RNA. RefSeq names its product phosphatidic acid phosphatase-related protein (gene PAP2). The coding region runs from base 144 to 1103 and encodes 319 amino acids. The transcript has a single exon. Lineage: Eukaryota; Viridiplantae; Chlorophyta; Mamiellophyceae; Mamiellales; Mamiellaceae. The record is from RefSeq and is a predicted model, not a curated record.